This is a messenger RNA of Notodromas monacha, 570 nucleotides long. The record is from the annotation of a GenBank genome assembly. NCBI's taxonomy places the organism in Eukaryota, Metazoa, Arthropoda, Ostracoda, Podocopida, Cyprididae.
AUGAUGGGAGUUAUCGGGUUGGUAAUCGAGGUGCUGAGAACGGCUGAACCUCACCGUGCUGUUAAAACCAAAAGGCUUCGAUUUUAUGUAGCUCUGUUGAGCGUCUCAGACAAGACCGGACUCAUUGCCUUGGGCCGAGAACUCGCCGGUCUCAACUUCACCCUGGUCGCAUCCGGCGGCACUGCCAAGGCGCUCCGUGCCGCCAAUUUAUCCGCCGUAGACGUUUCCGAGCUCACGGGCGCCCAAGAAAUGCUGGGCGGGCGCGUGAAAACGCUGCACCCUGCGAUCCACGCCGGGAUCCUGGCCCGUGACACCGACGACGACCGCCGCGACAUGGCGUCCUCGGGCUACAAAUACAUCGACGUCGUCGUCGUCAACUUGUAUCCCUUUGAGGAGACCGUCAGCAAGCCGAAUGUGACUCUGAGCGACGCUGUGGAGAAUGUGGAUAUCGGAGGAGUGGCGUUGUUGAGGGCAGCGGCGAAGAAUUAUGCGAGAGUGGUGGUGUUGUCGGAUCCGCAAGACUAUGACGCUGUUGUGGCGGAGAUGAAGAUGCUUAGCAGUGAGGGUUCA